UGAAUCCCGCGACUCCUCCCUCCGUUCCCGAAAGCGAGAGCGGAGCCUGGGCGGCUCAUUCGCCUGGCCGGGGCGCCCAGCCCUCCGCCGCCUGGUCCCCUGUAGGUCGCCCAAGCCCUCUGCUCGCCCAAGCGCCCGCCGAUGUCUCCGAGGCACCAAAGGCGUUGCUAGGGGAAGUUGGGUUGGAGGGGGAGGGGGGCUUUUUCCCCUGCCCCCUCCCGAUCAUCCAUCCUGGUUCUUCCGAUGUGCAUCUUGGCUCGCCGGCAACGUGGCAGCGGGACUGUUCUCGCCUCUCCGACUUGGCGGGCAUCUCCGCGCUCCUCUCACUUCCCCGUCCCUUCCUUCGGCUGCCGACGAUUUAAAAGCGGGGGGUGGGGGGUCUUCUCCACCAUGCCUGCGAAGACCACCGGUGAAGAAGCGGGCCUCCUUCCCCCCCGGAAAGCGAUGACUUAGUUGGAGAAGGGGGGUGGCGAGAAGGCGAAGAGGCCGGAGGAGCCCCUCCGUCCAGGAAGCCGGGCAACGAUGAGUUUCGCCAAGGAGAACGGGAUGGGCAGCUUGUGCCACAAGGCGCUGCAGAUCAUCUCCGAGCUGUGCCUGGGAGGCCAAGUGGAGCUGGAGAAGUGCUCCGGCAUCUUCCCGCUGGAGACCACCAACCAAGACAUCUCGGUCAGCCUGUUGGCAGUCGUCGUCAGCUUCUGCGGGCUCGCCUUGCUGCUCGUCUCCCUGUUCGUCUUCUGGAAGUUGUGCUGGCCAUGCUGGAGGAGCAAGCCGAUGUGUUCAAAUCCCACCACCAUCCCUCAGAGCACCUCUAGUGCUCCCGCAGAGGUUUUGGAAACUAACGAGAAAGAGAAAAAGGAAAAGGAAAUUAUUAAACAAAACGAAAAGCCCCCAACAAAGACCAUGGAGGCAGCAAUGAAAAUUAGCCACACAUCGCCGGAUAUUCCAGCUGAAGUCCAGAAUGCCCUGAAAGAGCAUUUAAUAAGACAUGCCCGAAUGCAAAGGCAGAUCACAGAGCCCACGUCCUCAUCAAGGUUUUGCUACCUUGGCUCUCAUGAGAACCAGCAGACAUCGCCUCCCUUGAGUGCCAGGAGAGCUCAUUGCAGCGAAGGCACACCCAAUGACUUCUGGGUCCCAGUGGCAGAUGGGGUCAUACAUGAAAGCAUAGAUUUGGGGGAGAUCAUGUUCUCUCUUUGUUAUUUGCCUACUGCGGGAAGGAUGACCCUCACUGUCAUAAAGUGCAGAAAUCUCAAAGCCAUGGACAUCACCGGAUCAUCAGAUCCAUAUGUCAAAGUAUCCCUGAUGUGUGAUGGCCGCCGAUUGAAAAAGAGGAAGACAACAAUAAAGAAAAACACCCUCAAUCCCGUAUACAGUGAGGCCAUCAUCUUUGACAUCCCUCCAGAGAACGUGGACCAGGUCAGCCUCUCCAUCGCCGUUAUGGACUAUGACCGAGUAGGACACAAUGAGGUAAUCGGGGUCUGUCGGAUUGGACUUGAUGCAGAAGGCCUUGGAAGAGACCACUGGAACGAAAUGCUGGCAUAUCCCCGCAAACCUAUAACUCACUGGCACCCUUUGGUUGAGUUGCCAGGCCAAGCAACCAGUUUUGACAGUCAAGGAUCUUGUUCAUCACCAAAACCACCACUUACGCCCUAGACUGACCAAUGGCUUCCUGAUGUCCAGCGUAAGGAGCUCUUCAUACUUAUAUCAUGACUGAAGGUUUGGCUCCAACCGAUGAACGGUGUCCAUGCUUCUGCAUUGCAACAUGUUGUAACUCUACUAUAUCAUUCCAUUGUUUCAAAUUUUUAACGUCCCAUUGACUUUCACUUGAGCACUUACUUGUGGAUGUCAUGAAAAAUCAGAGGUUAGUUAUCAUCUGUUCUUGGUGCGAACAAGGUCUUGGAACCAGCGUAACCUUUCAUGACUGCGCAAAUUGUGUCAUUUUCUUUUACGUUCAGUCCAACUUUUUAAAUACAUUAUGCACUGAGUAAAUAAUCAGUAGCCAAUUGUGGCUUUCUGAUACAAGUUCCUGUACGAUGCAUGUCUGUGAAUGUCUUUCAUACUUUACAUUUUAGGAGUAUGCCUGUCUUUCUCACAAUGGUCUGAUCACACACAACAAGUUUCUGAAUGUUCUCUGGUUUCUGGGCCUCCAAUACAGGGUGGGAUUCAAAGAGAAGCACACAGAACUGCAUCUCACGUACUAAGAUUUCCAAGAAUCUUCCUACCCUCUGCAUCUACUUUGACUCAGCCAGAAGCUACUCCAAGAACUUGGGAAAGCUGUUGCCUCUGAAUAGGUCACUACUGUUUGAACUGGUGUGGAGUUUGAGGUCAAGGCAGCCACACAGCAUAGAGACAGCAGCAAGGGAAAGGCAGGUAAUGGGUGUUUUAUCCUCUCCGUGUUGCUAUCCUGCCGCAAAAGCUGAUUUUCUCCUCUCUGGCCAGUCACUUAAGUAAAACUACAAUUGUUCAGCAACUAAUGGCCCACCUGGUAAUUCUUCAUGCCUCGGGCAGGUUUCUUAUUUUUCUCCCAAGGUGGGGCUUAUUACAGUUUACAUAUAAAUGUACACAAAAGUAAUGUGUGAAAGGGUUCUUGUCAGCUGGGUGCGUAAGAAUCUAAAGUCUUUAACAUUUGUAGUUUAGGCUAUAUUAUGCCAAUCUGAGAGCUAUAUCAAAGUGAUUCUGAUGGCUAUCGGGGAGAACCUUCAGUGCCCGCCAUUACAGGAGACACAGAUCUUCAUGCCAGUAAUGUGAGAAGACUGGAGUACCUCUUUCAAAAUGGCACCCGGCUACGUCUUGUUCUGGGAUGGGGUGUCAUGGGUUAUCACCACCUAGAAAGCUGCUGCUUCUUGUCUAUAUAGCCCCUUUUCUAAACAUUUCCAGAAAUGAGCAAAGCAUGGCCUAGGGGCUGCCGGAAACAAUGACUGGCUACCACAUCCAGACAAACUUUGUGGCCCACUGCAUGGGUGUGGACCACUCCAAAUAUUGUGGUCUUGAUUACAGUAUUAAUCCUGUGACUGGGCCUGCUCAAGAGAAGCAAUUGUUGCAGUGGGUGUUUGGAGAGAUCAGGGAUCCUUCCUCCUCAGGGGGACUGUUCCAGAAGGCAUGAACCAGCAUUACAGGAUCCCACUUCAACACUGAAUCAUCUCUGCUGGAGAAAUCACCCUGAAAUUUGCACUUACAACAAAGUACACGGUCAGACCAGAUACUUCACUUGUGGAAACGUAUGGAGAUUGGCUUCAUGCAGAUGAAAAUAG
Sphaerodactylus townsendi is the source of this 3248-nucleotide messenger RNA. RefSeq names its product synaptotagmin 10 (gene SYT10). Gene Ontology annotation, cellular component: membrane. Gene Ontology annotation, biological process: cellular response to calcium ion; calcium-ion regulated exocytosis; regulation of dopamine secretion. Gene Ontology annotation, molecular function: calcium-dependent phospholipid binding; clathrin binding; syntaxin binding. Bases 523 to 1650 code for a protein of 375 amino acids. The record is from RefSeq and is a predicted model, not a curated record. NCBI's taxonomy places the organism in Eukaryota, Metazoa, Chordata, Lepidosauria, Squamata, Sphaerodactylidae. The transcript is spliced from 7 exons.